Calypte anna (Anna's hummingbird) is the source of this 2317-nucleotide messenger RNA. RefSeq names its product BRICK1 subunit of SCAR/WAVE actin nucleating complex (gene BRK1). The transcript has 3 exons. Bases 36 to 263 code for a protein of 75 amino acids. The record is from RefSeq and is a predicted model, not a curated record. Lineage: Eukaryota; Metazoa; Chordata; Aves; Apodiformes; Trochilidae. Gene Ontology annotation, cellular component: SCAR complex. Gene Ontology annotation, molecular function: protein-containing complex binding. Gene Ontology annotation, biological process: actin filament organization; cell motility; regulation of actin polymerization or depolymerization.
GGGGUGCGCAGGCGCGGUGCGCGGCGGUGGCGGCCAUGUCGGUGCAGGAGGACCCGGUGCAGCGGGAGAUCCACCAGGACUGGGCCAACCGCGAAUACAUCGAGGUGAUCACCAGCUCCAUCAAGAAGAUCGCGGACUUCCUCAACUCAUUCGACAUGUCGUGCCGGUCCCGGCUGGCGACCCUGAACGAGAAGCUGACGGCGCUGGAGCGCAGGAUCGAAUACAUCGAGGCCCGGGUCACCAAGGGCGAGACGCUGACAUAGACCGGGGGCGGCCCCGGGUCCCCCGCCCCGCCGGAGCACCGCCGCCCCGCACCCCGCUCGGGGCCUGCCUGCCGCCGCCACCGCCGCCUCUGCUUGUGUUGCCAAUAAACCGCUGUGCUCCCGCCCUGCCUGCUCUCUGCCUGCCUGCCUGUGGCCGGGCCGCCGGCUGCCCGCCUCCCUGACACCGUCUUGGAUGUCCAGAACCGGCUCUCUGCCUGCCUGGCCCACAGGGUUCAGGCCCACCUUCCUCCUCACACGAGGGGGCUGUGAUGGGAGGGAACACACUCGAGGGGCUGCAUGCAGGUCUAGCUGCUGUUAGCUCCAGGAGAGACCUGACCAGCCUGGCUCAACCCUCAAGGUGCUUUGUGCUCCUCCGGGGGUCACAGCAGGAAAUUUGGUGAUCCCGAUGGUUUGGAGGGUGUCUCAGCCUGCACAUGUGAACACUGUCAGGGCUAGGUGGGGACAGCAGGCUCACCUGGUGUUGUGCACAUGGCACAGGAGAGUGCCCUGAGCUGGCACCUAGCUGGAGGUGCUUAUGUGCCUCUCAAGGGAAACAAGUGGCAAGGGGAGUGAAAUCUCUGCUGCUUGUCUAUCUCAGUUUUUCAGUGGGCAUCUCAACCUGUAGUCUCAUGGCUCAUAUUUAGCAUUUGUUGGGGAGUCCAUGGAGCUGGUGUCAGUAAAAGUUUUCUUAAUUUCCAGCCUUUGAAUUUCUUGCUAUAUUCUGAGUGGAAGCUAUCAUUGUGAUGAUGGCUCUGUGAUGUCUGCAGUAUUUACUGGGCACUUAAUGUUCUACAUUACAUUCCUAAGCCUGGCAGGUCUGACAGCUGGUUACUCCUCAUCCAGGAGUAGGUCCUCCCACAGGCUCAUGGUUUUGUUCACAGGAAGCUGUGUGUUUUCCCUUGUUUGACUAAGUGCUCCUCCAGCCUUUCCCUCAGCUCAUCUAGCCCAUUACAAGUUAUUGCCAGGUUGAGCUGCACAUCUAGGAGGCUUAGCUGUUUCUCUGUUCCUGCUGUGUAGUCCUAGGGGAAAUAAAUGUUUUGUACCAAUGCUGUAGAGCUUACAGUGGAGUGGAGCAGCCAUGGAUCAUUGUGCUUUCAUGUGGAAGUGAUUUUGAAUGAUGAGAUAUAGUGCUGUCCUGCCAGAUUGGUAGGCAGAAGGAAAGCACCAAUUAUUUUCCUUACAGGCAGUUGCUGUGUGGCCCCAGUAUACCAAAAGUACAUCUAUGGCCCAUGCACUGCUUUUUUGGGGUGUACUGGAAUGGAGUCCUGAGAUCUCCAUCUUCAGAGGUAACUCAGUACUUGUGUGGCCAUGCUCUUGGUCUGACUUUGAAGGUAGACCUGCUUUGAAUGGGGGUGCGGGAACUAGAGACAACCAUAGGUCCCUGACUAAAUUAUCCUAAGAUUCUUCCGCCAGAGACUGGGUGGGAGACAGGAGGUACUGCAGAUGUCCCUGAAAGUGGUGCUGUACCAGGCUGACCCCUGAGAUCUGUUGCUUGUUUCCAUCUAACUGUGUGCUGUGCCUCUCUGGAUCCCUUCCUGGUCUCCUAACAGGCUGUUGUAAUGGUUCUCCAUUUUUUUCUCUGACCCCAGGGUUUCUCAUAGUAGGUGGUGUCACAGAGCCAGUGUGGCCAAAGCAGUUUUGGUGUCUUGGGACAUGUGUUCUCACUGAGUUAACAUGGUGGGAUCAGCCAGUCUGGUUCAUCUCCCAGCAGGAAUGCUUUGCCACUCACGAAGGUACAGAGUUCUGCCCUUUUUCUUUCCCUUCAAGGGAGUAUCAGUAAUUCCUGAGGUCUGCAAAGCAUGGGUUUCUGGUUUGGGGGCUGCUUAUUCCACACCAUCUCUGGGAGAUGAAGCCUUCUGGUCCUCUGGUUGCUACAGCUUUUUCCAGCAGCUGCUGUGGUGUGCAGCCUUAUAAUAGCUUUAAUAUAUUUGAAGCAUUUAGGUUGCUUUAAAGACUGGAGAAUUCUGCUUGCCUUUUUUUUUCUUUCUUGUACUGUAUUUUUUGGGGGGGGACAUGCUACCCCAUGAACCCACAUUAAACUUUUCUGGAGUGGA